AUGGCUGGAGGUCCAAAACGCUUGCCUUUUACGGUUCCUCCACUUGUUUUUUCUGCACUCAAGUUGGUGAGGAGAUUGCAAGGUCAGGAUGGAGAUGUAGCUGGAGAAGAAGUUCCAGCCACCCCAAAGAAAUUAUUUCAGCUCAUGAAUCAGAUUAUCGAGGCUCUUUCAAUUGUCCCAUCACCUGAACUAGCAUUGAGACUGUACUUGCAAUGUGCUGAGAUCGAAUCGGAGACGGUCGAGGCGGUGCUGCAAUCAACAUCACCAUCGCUUCACUGCAAAUCGUCAUCGCAACAGUGGCGGCGGGGGAGGCUUGAGGCCUGGGCAGACGAUACUGAGGCGGAUGAUGGGGGUGGGUGCGACGGCGCCGGUGUGAUCGAGGAGAGAGAGGGAGAUGGAGAGAAGAGACAGUAG
Fraxinus pennsylvanica is the source of this 414-nucleotide messenger RNA. Lineage: Eukaryota; Viridiplantae; Streptophyta; Magnoliopsida; Lamiales; Oleaceae. The record is from the annotation of a GenBank genome assembly.